UUCGACUCGUCUCUACUCAGCUCUCCGUAGUAGUACUACUACUACACUCUCCCACUCUUUCCGCCAUUAAAAUGACCCAAAUCAAGGAAUUCAUGGCGGAGAAAAUGGAAUCCGGAAAACACAUUCACGUCUCCAAGAAAAGCAAGAAGCUGUUCUUGGCUCUUUUCGCAACCUUAUUGAUAGUAGCUACAAUUGUUGGCGUUGUCGCCGGAGUUAACUCCCGGAAGAACUCCGGCAACAACCAACUCUCCGCCGCCUCCCAUGCCGUACUUAAAAGCUCGUGUAGCAGCACAUUGUACCCCGAUUUAUGCUACUCAGCUAUCGCCAACGCCCCCGGAGCCGGCGCCAAAUUGGCCAGCCAAAAGGACGUCAUAGAAAAGUCCUUGAAUCUCACAACCGAAGCCGUUGAGCACAACUACUUCGCCGUCAAGAAGCUGAUCAAAACCAGAAAGAAUCUCACCAAGCGCGAGAAGACGGCUCUCCAUGAUUGCCUGGAGACCAUUGACGAAACCCUCGAUGAGCUCCACGAGGCGGUGGAAGAUCUCCAUCUGUACCCCAACAAGAAGUCGUUGUCCCUCCACGCUGACGACCUCAAAACACUAAUCAGCUCUGCAAUUACCAACCAAGAGACUUGCCUGGACGGGUUCUCGCACGACGACGCCGACAAGCACGUGCGGGAGGUGUUGCUGGCGGGCGAGGAGCACGUGGAACGCAUGUGUAGCAAUGCGCUGGCGAUGAUCAAGAACAUGACCGACACCGACAUAGCCAACGAAAGAAUGACGCUGAACCGGAAGCUGAAGGAGGACGUGGAUGCGGACGUGGACGGAACAAAAUGGCCGGAGUGGUUGUCGGUUGCGGACAGGCGGCUGUUGCAGUCUUCCUCCGUGACGCCGAACGUUGUCGUAGCGGCGGAUGGAAGUGGCGACCACAAAACUGUGUCGGCGGCAGUGGCGGCUGCGCCGGAAAAUAGUAAAACGAGGUACGUAAUUCGGAUCAAGGCGGGCGUGUACAGGGAAAACGUUGAUGUGCCGAAGAAGAAGAAGAACAUCAUGUUUUUGGGAGAUGGGAGAACAUCCACCAUCAUCACAGCAAGCAGGAAUGUGGUUGAUGGCAGCACCACCUUCAAUUCCGCCACAGUCGCGGCGGUUGGCGAAGGAUUUUUGGCCCGGGACAUAACCUUCCAAAACUCAGCUGGUCCCUCAAAGCACCAAGCGGUAGCUCUCCGGGUCGGGGCGGACCUCUCGGCAUUUUACCGUUGCGAUGUGCUUGCAUACCAAGACAGCCUUUACGUGCACUCCAACCGCCAGUUUUACGUGGGCUGCCUGGUUGCAGGCACCGUAGAUUUCAUCUUUGGAAACGCCGCUGCCGUGCUGCAAGACUGUGACAUCCAUGCACGACGCCCGAAUGCGGGUCAAAAGAACAUGGUCACAGCCCAAGGCCGAACCGACCCGAACCAAAACACCGGAAUCGUAAUCCAUAAAUGCAGAAUCGGAGCCACAUCUGAUUUGCUGCCCGUGCAGAGUAGCUUUCCGACGUAUCUUGGCCGACCCUGGAAGGAAUAUUCCAGGACCGUUAUUUUGCAGUCGUCGAUAAGUGACGUAAUUGUCCCCGCCGGAUGGCACGAGUGGGAUGGGACUUUUGCGCUUGACACAUUGUUCUAUGGGGAAUAUCAGAACACCGGCGCCGGCGCUGGAACCUCAGGCAGGGUGAGCUGGAAGGGGUUCAAGGUGAUCACUAGCGCUUCUGAGGCUCAAGCUUAUACUCCCGGGAAUUUCAUUGCCGGCAGUAGUUGGUUGGGUUCUACUGGUUUUCCAUUUUCUCUUGGUCUUUAAAAAGCAUAUAACAACGUUGUCAAUAAUGCUCUGUGGAAGCAUUGGUCGGUUGGAAGUCUUGUGCGGCAUUGCUUGCUAAAGACGGCUAAUUAUUUGAUAUAUAAGAUGAGCAUGUGAUAUUUGUGAAUGUCUGUUUAGCAUGGAUUGUCAUCAUCAUUAGAAUUAAUGUUUGUGAGUUUUCAAAGAGAAGUGAAUGCAUUGCCGUUUUUCUGUCU
Messenger RNA from Corylus avellana, 2047 nucleotides. RefSeq names its product pectin methylesterase 2 (gene PME2). Lineage: Eukaryota; Viridiplantae; Streptophyta; Magnoliopsida; Fagales; Betulaceae. Gene Ontology annotation, biological process: cell wall modification. The record is from RefSeq and is a predicted model, not a curated record. Gene Ontology annotation, molecular function: pectinesterase activity; enzyme inhibitor activity.